Messenger RNA from Spirodela intermedia, 1299 nucleotides. The record is from the annotation of a GenBank genome assembly. Lineage: Eukaryota; Viridiplantae; Streptophyta; Magnoliopsida; Alismatales; Araceae.
AUGGGGGAGAGCUGCACCUGCAGGAGCUCGCGGAGCUUCUCAUGGCUGGUCAAAUCCUGCCUCCCCGAUCCCACGGCCGCCAGUCCCGGGCCGCGCCGCCCCACCUCCCAACGGUGGUUCACGUCGAGGGACGAUCCGCAGCCGCCGCCGCCCGGUGAACGUCGCCGCCAUAAAUCUUUGGACGAGCCCUCCCUCUCCUCCCUCCCCGACGAUCUCCUCCUCGAGUGCCUCUCCCGUGUCCCCACCUCCUCCCUGCCGUCGCUCUCCGUGGUCUGCCGGCGCUUCUCCAUCCUCCUCGAUUCCCCCGACUUCUUCCUCCGCCGCCGCUCCCACGGCCUCCUCCGCCGAACCUUCCUCGCGCUGUCCAUCUCCGAAGCCGGCCUCCUCGUCCUCUCCUCCUCUGGGGACCCUCCGCUCGCCGGUGCCACCUGGACCAUCCUCCCCCUCCCCGCCGGUUUAUCCGACGGCGGCAGCUUCUCCUUCUCCUUCUGCCGGUUCGUCCCCGUGGGAAGAUCCAUUUUUCUGCUCGGCCGCCGCUCCGCGAUCUGCUACGACAUCUGGCGGGGCGCCGCCGCCCCCUGCGCGCCCACCCUCUUCCCCAGGAAGAAGUUCGCCGCCGCCGCCAUCGGCGGCAAGAUCUACGUCGCCGGCGGGUCGACCCAGACUUCCGCUGUCGAGGAGUACGACCCCGCAACCAACGCCUGGAAGGUGGUAUCGGAGGCUCCCAGGCGGCGCUACGGCUGCCUCGGCGCGGCGGCAGACGGCGUCUUCUUCGUCAUCGGCGGCCUGAAGGUCGCCGGCCGUGGGGAAGCCCGUGUAGACGCUUACACCUACGCCGGCACGAUGGACCUCUACGACGUGCAGAGAAGGGCCUGGCGGCGGGCCCGUGCCGUGCCCGGCGGAGGCUGCGUGGUCGCCGCCUGCGCCGCCGGCGACAUCGUCUACGCGCUCGCGAGCCACGCCGUGGAGGUGUCCUUCUGGCGGUGGGAAGGCGGAACGGCAGCGAAGGGCGGUGGCGGGUGGGCGAGGCUUCCGCCGCCGCCGGUUCCGCCGCUGGCGCGCGUCGCCAGGGCGGGACGGUUUGCAUGUAUCGGCUUCGGGGCGAGCACGGUGGUCCUGCUGGUGCACAUCUCCGGUGGGCCUUCCUCCGCCGGCGCCGGCGACCGGCGCGGUGCCAGCAGGAGUUGCGACAGGGAGAGGCUCCUGCUAGUGUACGAUGCUGUCACCGGGGAGUGGUUCCCCGGCGCCGCCCUCCCCCCGGCGCUUUCGCGGGUGGCCUGCGUCUGCGUCGACUGCUAG